AUGUACGCUUAUAUGUUCAAAUACAUAAUCAUCGGGGACACGGGUAUGCUACUUUUAUUUAUUUCUUCACCUUCAAGGUGUGGGUAAAUCCUGUCUCCUUCUUCAGUUUACGGACAAGCGUUUUCAACCUGUUCAUGAUUUAACUAUUGGCGUUGAGUUCGGUGCCCGCAUGAUAAACCUCGAUGGAAAACAAAUUAAACUGCAAAUAUGGGAUACGGUUAGUCCAAUUUUUUAUUUUCUUAUUGUUAGGCUGGGCAAGAAACAUUCCGUUCUAUUACCCGCUCUUACUAUCGCGGUGCCGCUGGUGCCCUUCUAGUUUAUGACAUAACACGGUUCGGCCUUAUUUGCCUGUCUCACCGGCUCUGUUUUAGACGAGAUACGUUUGCGCACCUAACGUCGUGGCUUGAAGAUGCCAAACAACACUCGAGUUCUAACAUGGUUAUCAUGCUUAUAGGGAACAAGUGUGAUCUCGAGAGCCGUCGUGAUGUUCCUCGCGAAGAGGGUGAGGCAUUCGCGCGAGAGCACGGUCUCAUUUUCCUUGAAACUUCCGCAAAGACGGCCAAAAAUGUGGAGGAAGCCUUUAUUGAGACUGCAAAAUGUAUUAACGAAAAGAUACAAGAAGGCGUUUUAGAUGUAAACAACGAUGUAUGUAUUGCGUUUUUCUAAUUUCCCUACUGCUUCAGGCUAACGGUAUCAAACUCGGCCCACAAAACUACCCGACUGGAGCAACAUCUUCUGGCGCCGGCGCAUCUAAGGGGACCUCGAGUGGCUGUUGCUAA
Messenger RNA from Spirometra erinaceieuropaei, 779 nucleotides. Lineage: Eukaryota; Metazoa; Platyhelminthes; Cestoda; Diphyllobothriidea; Diphyllobothriidae. The record is from the annotation of a GenBank genome assembly.